Prunus armeniaca (apricot) is the source of this 990-nucleotide messenger RNA. The record is from the annotation of a GenBank genome assembly. NCBI's taxonomy places the organism in Eukaryota, Viridiplantae, Streptophyta, Magnoliopsida, Rosales, Rosaceae.
AUGUUACAAAGCCCAAAAUUCUUGCAAUCCUCCGCUCCUCCUCCAGCACCACCAUCACCCAUUCCACAACUCCAAGUUGUACCCACUUGCUCAUCUUUCCCUUCCAUUAAACAAUGCUGCAAAUUCUCACGUAGAGAGCUCACAAUUGGAAGCAAUUCUCUUAUACUUGCCCUUCUGGCCUCGCAGAGUUUAGAGGCUUUGUUACCGUCCAAAGCACAAGCCGAGAACCUUGUAGACGAUGACACAAACAGAACUGAACAAGAAGCACAAACUUCAAAUGCUACUGCUGCUACAUGCACUGACAGAAGCCCAACAAAGCGUGCAUUUCUCGAUAUAUCCAUUGAUGGAGAGCCUGUUGGUCGCAUAAUAAUUGGGCUACACGAAGACGAUGCCCCUGUUGGAGCUGCGAGAUUUGGCAGUCUUGUGAGUGGAGCAGCUGGGACUAGCUACAGAAGGAAAGAGUUUGUCAAGAUUAUGCCCAACUACGUUCAACAUGGAGGCGUGAGAUCUUUUGGUGUAGAUGCUGAGCUCGCAAAGAAGACAGGAACCAAUUUGGAAGUUGAUAAUCUGACGGAAGAGUGGGAGAGACUGAAUGAAAAGUGUGCAGGGAUCAAGAACAAGGCUGGAACUGUGGGCAUUGUUGUGAGAGAUCCUUCCAGACCACCCCCCAAGAUGAAGCUGGUUGCCCGAAAAGGGAAGUUGGAGAUUGAUCAAGAGGAGGUUGGCACGGCCCCGAAUGGAACAGAGUUUGUGAUCACCACCAAGGAUUCGCCUGAGCUCGAUGCUUCAACAUUGGUGGUUGGAACAGUCCUGGAUGGUAAGGAGGUGGUGGAGAAGAUUGGUGCGGUGAAGACAGUCCAAGAGAAUACCAGUUCACCUUAUUUCAGGGUGGCCAAGCUGAUAGGAGAUAAGAGAGCUGUUGUGGCAGAAAGAGGAUUCAACCGCCCUUACGCAAAGGUGGUUAUCACAAACUGUGGCUUGAUGAAGUAA